This is a messenger RNA of Rotaria sp. Silwood1, 396 nucleotides long. Lineage: Eukaryota; Metazoa; Rotifera; Eurotatoria; Philodinida; Philodinidae. The record is from the annotation of a GenBank genome assembly.
AUGACGAAAGAAACGUCGGCAAACAACCCUUCAUCAAAUGAACAAAAAACAAUUGAAAUUGUUGCUAAUCCUGCAUUUAUUACAUGGAAAUACCCUCCAUAUUGUGAACUCUGUAAUGUUCAUUUUAAUGGUGAAUCAUGUUCGAAAAUGCAUUUCGAAGGGCAAAAUCAUAAAAAUCGAUUACACAUAUAUAGGGAAUAUCAAAAUCCAAAAUUAUCUUUAAACAAUUCAAAACCAUUUCUAUGCGAUAUAUGUUGGAAAGAAAUGAAUUCGCAAAAAAUUUUGGAUACUCAUUGUACAAGUCCUGCUCAUGAAAAAGAAGCAAAAGGACGUUUUAUUGUACAAAAAUUAAAAGAAGAAUAUAGACAAUUAAAAGAAGCCAAUAAAACAAAAUAG